This is a messenger RNA of Cryptococcus amylolentus CBS 6039, 1010 nucleotides long. Its product is annotated as iron sulfur cluster assembly protein 1, mitochondrial. Gene Ontology annotation, molecular function: ferrous iron binding; 2 iron, 2 sulfur cluster binding. Gene Ontology annotation, cellular component: mitochondrial matrix; cytoplasm. Gene Ontology annotation, biological process: intracellular iron ion homeostasis; iron-sulfur cluster assembly. The transcript has 5 exons. Bases 187 to 783 code for a protein of 198 amino acids. NCBI's taxonomy places the organism in Eukaryota, Fungi, Basidiomycota, Tremellomycetes, Tremellales, Cryptococcaceae. The record is from RefSeq and is a predicted model, not a curated record.
CGGGGCUGUCGGCGCUCGCCGACCCUGGUCAUUUUCGCCAAUCAAUUCGCCAGGCCAAAUGAGAAUUCGCCUCUUCUAAAUUACAUCACCCCCUUCGUUCUCUUAUCCACAUUCCCAUCCACUUCCCCCUCAAGUAAUACAACAAAACAACACCCAGCAAAGAAAGAAGAAUAAGAAACAAACAAGAUGAUGCGCUCUACUAUCCUCCGAUCUACCGCUCCACUCGCUUCCUCCUCCCUCCGCCCGACCGUACGCGCCAGCGCCAGCGCCGGCGCCAGGCCUGCCGUCGGUGCUAUCUUCGCCGCUCCCCGUGCCACUGCGACGAUGCCUGUGCAGAGCAGGGGGUAUCAUGCAAAGGUCAUCGACCAUUAUGAGAACCCUCGUAACGUGGGUAAUAUGCCCAAGGGUGAUCAGGAUGUGGGUACGGGUCUUGUUGGUGCCCCCGCUUGUGGCGACGUGAUGAAGCUCCAAAUCCGCGUCGGCGAAGACGGCAUCAUCUCCGAAGUCAAAUUCAAAACAUUCGGCUGCGGUUCGGCCAUUGCCUCCUCGUCGUUCAUGACAGAGCAUGUGAAGGGGAUGACGUUGGAGCAGGCGGGGAUGGUGAAGAACACGGAGAUUGCGAAGGAGCUCUGUUUGCCUCCUGUCAAGUUGCACUGCUCUCUCCUCGCUGAGGACGCUAUCAAAUCGGCUAUCAAGGACUACCAGUCCAAGCGAAACAAGCGCGUCGUCACUCCCGAGGUGAUCAACGUAUCAACAACGGGCGCGCAGACUGCUACUGCCUAAGUUGUCUUUGGCCGUUUUUCUGGUUGUUUCUCUGAAUCCUAUCCUAUCGUCGAGAAGUGUAAAAUUGUACUAUAAGACUGGCGUGCAUGUGGAGACUCAAGAGGGGAUGAGAGGAGAUAUGAAGGAAGAGUAGAUUGACGCGACUUUUUCUCGAUUCUCUUCAUAUUGAUUGAUGGGAGUUUAGUAUAGUAGCGGAGUAUGGUGAGAUAUGUAACGAGUAUGAGGUA